AUGGGCUCCGGGGCUUGGCUCCGGCUGCUCCUCGCCCUCGCAGCUCUUUGGGGGACCCGAGCCAGGGAAACGCAGCUGGGGACUCUGGGGGCGCCGACGCUGCUGCAGGUGCCCCAGGAGCUGCGGAAUCGCACCAGGGAGUUCGGGGAAGCCUCCUGGAAGAAGAUCACCGAGGAGCCACUCAAGAAGAAAUUCCUGCUGAAGAUUUCGGGCGGGAACCACACGGAGUUCGAGCCGGGGCGGCUGCGCUUCCACCGGCGGAGCUUUUCCCUGGAAAUCCUCAACACCAGCCGGGACGAUGGGCGGCUCUACGAGUACAGCGUCUACAAGGGCGAGGAGGAGGAAGUCUGGCAGAUCCAGCUGGAAGUGCUCGAGCCGGUGGCCGAUCCCAGCAUCCGCAUCCUGCGCCGGGAAUCCUCCAACGGGAGCUGCUGGCUGGAGCUGAGCUGCUCCUCGGAGCGGGGGGACGAGGUUUCCUACAGCUGGGACAGCCGGGACGGCCGGGCCGGCGGCGCCGGGGGGCUCUGCCGGGCCAACGGCAGCGUCCUGGCGCUCUCGUUCCCGCUGCGGAGCGCGGCCUUCGGCUGCGUCUGCACCGCGCGGAACCGCGUCAGCAGCGCCCGCGCCGCCUUCGACACCGCCCGGUGCGGAGCCCGGCACAGGGGUGUCCCCGGGGUGAGGACAGAGCUCCUGGUGCCUCUGGUGGUGCUCAGUGUCAUCAUCGUCAUCAUCAUCGUCAUGGUCAUCGUGGCUGUUGUCACCCGCAGGGCCACCCGCUCGGCCAAACAUGGCCCAGAGCCCUCCCAGGUCACCCCGGACACCGCCCAGGCCGCUCCGGCCAGCGCCACCAUCUACGCCCAGGUGCAGCGGGUGCAGAAGCCCAAAGGGACCGUCCCCAGCGCCACCCCCGUGUCCUGCACCACCAUCUACGCCGCGGCCACCGGGCCACCCCCGGCCCCCAACGGAGCCCCCCGCUCCCAGCCGGGUCCCCAGCCCCGUGGGGGCGCCCCCGCUGUCCCAGGAGAAGCCCACGAGGAGCAGGGUCAGCCCCUCGGCCACGGCCACGACCAGCGGUCUCCAGUGGUGGAAAUUCCCCGGAAUUACUGGAAAAGAAUCCCAGAAUCCUGGAACCGGGCUGGGGUUUGA
Molecule: messenger RNA, 1146 nt
Organism: Camarhynchus parvulus
Lineage: Eukaryota; Metazoa; Chordata; Aves; Passeriformes; Thraupidae
Gene: SLAMF1
Product: signaling lymphocytic activation molecule family member 1
Exons: 7
Coding region: 1-1146 (381 amino acids)
Source: RefSeq, a predicted model, not a curated record